Messenger RNA from Pezoporus flaviventris, 2003 nucleotides. RefSeq names its product zinc finger DHHC-type palmitoyltransferase 13 (gene ZDHHC13). Gene Ontology annotation, biological process: protein palmitoylation. Gene Ontology annotation, molecular function: protein binding; palmitoyltransferase activity. Lineage: Eukaryota; Metazoa; Chordata; Aves; Psittaciformes; Psittacidae. The record is from RefSeq and is a predicted model, not a curated record. Gene Ontology annotation, cellular component: Golgi membrane. The coding region runs from base 74 to 1930 and encodes 618 amino acids. The transcript is spliced from 17 exons.
GCCCCUCGGAGCCGGUAACCAGGAAGCGGGAGCAGGAAGCUGCGGCAGGCGCGGAGCUCCGGGCACAGCGAGGAUGGCUGGUGGUGGCCCGGCGUGUAAAGGCCAUUGCCACGGGCCUCAUCGACCUCAUAUGCACAACUGCCUCAGUGCCCAUGGGGAUAAAGAUCUCCCAGUGCUACCAGGAAUGGAUCCCGUCGUUGAAGACCCCAGCAUUUGUGAUAUUGUCAAGGCUACACAAUAUGGAAUGAUAGAGCGAUGCAAAGAAUUGGUAGAAGCGGGAUAUGAUGUUCGACAACCAGACAAAGAAAAUGUGACUCUUCUUCACUGGGCAGCAAUAAACAACAGACAGGAGCUGGUUAAGUAUUAUAUUUCCAAAGGUGCAAUAGUGGAUCAGCUAGGUGGAGAUUUGAAUUCAACUCCCCUUCAUUGGGCCGUUAGACAAGGACAUCUACCUAUGGUCAUGCUACUGUUGAAAUGUGGAGCAGAUCCCAGUCUUAUUGAUGGGGAAGGAUUCAGUAGCAUUCAUUUAGCAGUGCUGUUCCAACAUGUGCCCAUUGUAGCUUACCUCAUAUCCAAAGGCCAGAACGUAGACACCACAGACUUCAAUGGACAAACACCGUUAAUGUUAGCAGCACAAAAAGCCAUUGGACCAGAACCCACGAGGCUUCUCUUAAAGUUUAACCCCUCUCUCAAUGCCGUAGACAAUGUUCAAAAGAAUACUGCACUGCAUUGGGCAAUAGCAUCGGGAAAUACUAGUGCAGUGGAUCUGUUGCUGGAAGCUGGUGCUAGCCUGGACAUAAAAAAUGUCAAGGGAGAGACACCAUGUGACCUUGCUUAUCAAAGUCUGAAUCGAUUCAUGGUUUAUAUGGUAAAAGAGGAAGAAAGAAUGAGGAGCAGAAGAAAUGAUAUGUUACUGAAAAUAGUAGAGAAAUAUGAGCUCGUCCUGCUGUUUGCAUCUUCCUUGACAUUUAUGUGGGCCGUAGGAUACGUCAUGAACUUAAGUUUUGAUUCUUGGCUUUUGAAAGGAGGUCUGCUCCUCUUCCUGCUGUUGGGGAUGGCUCUGUUUGUGAGGCAACUUGUGGGGCUCAAGAAUCUAAGGCACCUUCCCACAGCAUUUCUGCUAAGUUCCAUAUUUUGGAUGUCUGUGACCUGGUUUUUCUGGUUCCUGCCUGAUGGAACAGAUAGAAUUCUUGAAAUCACUGUCAUGCUCAGCGUGGUGGGUCUUCUUUAUUAUUUUUAUAAAACUUGGAGAACCAAUCCUGGAUAUAUUAAGACCUCAGAAAAAGAAAGGAAGGAGAACAUUGGAGCUCUUGCAGAAGCAAAUUGCUUGGACUUCAGAACGUUUUGCACAUCAUGUCUUGUAAGGAAGCCUUUGAGAUCUGUGCAUUGCCUUGCUUGUGAUUCAUGUGUAGCCAGAUAUGAUCAUCAUUCUCUGUGGACUGGACAGUGCAUUGGCAUUGGGAACCAUUGUUACUACCUGCUGUUCCUGUCUUUCCUAACUAUGACCAGUGUCUGGGUGCUUUAUGGAACUCUUCUGUAUUGGACAAAUCAUUGUGCAACGAGUUACCAUCAAGAUGGAGCAUGGGCGUACUUCACACAGAUAAUCUAUUGUUCCCCGUGGGUUUUCUACAUGUUUGCACUAGCCUGUUUUCAUACUGGGUGGGCUUCGUUGUGGCUGAUUGUUCAGCUUUAUCAGAUUGCAUUCUUGGGAUUGACCUCACAUGAAAGAAUGAACCUCCUAAUACAGAGAAAAUCUUCUAAGCAUGCUCUUUCACUCAGGAGGACUCCAUACAAUCUUGGAUGCUUCCAGAACCUUGCAGACUUUUUUCAGUGCCGUUGCUUUGGUAUGUUCAAACCCAAUGUAAUUGACUGGACCAAGCAAUACAACCUUCUUUAUCUGGCAAAGGAGAAAACUGUUCAUUCUGUAUGAAGUUUUGCAUAAUUUCUAAAACCAUUGAGCUGAAAGCUAAAUAAAACUGGAUAUUUUGUUAGUUUUUACAAAU